AUGGACGAAAUUAUUCCUGGACUCUGGAUCGGCAAUCUUUCCAGUGCUCUCGAUGUCAAAUCACUGAAAGCCAGCAACAUCUUCAGUAUUUUAUCUGCUAUGCGAGGAAAGAUCUCCAUACACGAAACUUUUAUAAAACACCAAAUCUUGCUCGAUGAUACAGAAGGGGCCGAUAUUCUCCAGCAUUUUCUUCCAUCGAUAUCGUUUAUUCAGGCGGAAUUGAACAAGGGUCGGGGUGUUCUUGUGCAUUGCCAGGCUGGCCUGAGUCGCAGUGUGGCAAUUGUCGCAGCGUAUCUAAUGUAUGACCGGCAUCUCACCCCUGACGAAGCCCUCGAUUUGAUUCGAAAAGCACGGCCAUUCAUAGAUCCCAAUCCUGGCUUCUUGGUUCAGCUCGAAAUAUUCCACGAUGCAUCGUACAAAAUCUCGGGGCGGGAUAAGAAUACCAGAAUGUUCUAUCUUGAGAGGACGGUUGGGGAAGUGCUGAACGGUGAUGGUAGCAUUCCAUCCACUGCGAUGUUUGCAAAGUUUCCUCAAACACCGACUGGGUCGACGCCUGUCACCACCCCAGGAGGACCUAGAGGCCCAAGACGUCGUAUUCGGUGCAAGAUGUGCCGGCAAGAGCUUGCUACCCGAGAACACAUGCUGGACCACGGUCAAUUGGGCCCAGCCACUCCUGUUAGUAUCAGUCCUGCCGCUUCACGUCGACCCUCGACCAACCAGCACAUUCAUCCCUUGUCCCGGAACCCAUCCAUCUCAAUGACCCCAGCUCAUCCAGUAUCCCCCACCAGUCAAUCGCCCAUUCAGCCUCUAUCGAGGCAUCCAUCGACGUCCAGGUCUCGAAUAGGGUCUUCGUCUGCGUCAGAAUCGAAGCCAAGGAGGAGCUCAUUGCUUGCACUCGGGGCUCCAUCUUUGGCCAUGAGUACCUUGAACACGGAGGACGCAGGUGAUAGAAAAGAGGAAAAGGAGGCAACGACUUUGGCAAGUGGUCAAGUAUUAGAAGAAUUGAAUCCAGACAUCACACGACGAAUGUCCGGAGAAAGGAGGCCUUCUGCGGGGAGCAAUGUUUUACGCCCAUCCCUGAACGUAUCCAGGACGAUUUCGGAGUCAUCGUCCAUUUCCGCUUUGGAAUCUUCCGAUGAAGAUGAAGAUGAGAACAAGACGCUGAAGCGCCGACAUGGUGGUUCUGUGGAUGAGAGUAUUCAAUUGGGAAGAAGGCUCUCGGAUGCUAUGUUAGUUUCGUCGCCGUGGAUUUCACCUGAACUUGUUAAAAUACAUGACCCGCUUGCCGCUGUUACUGAUGCAGCUAUGGCGACAGAUCCAAUUCCUUCCUCGGCUGCAGACGGACAUCAAAAGUUGGAAUCCCCCUACUUCGCCAAUCCGAAUGAUCUUGCUGCGCAGCUAUACGCAAAUCCGAAGUUGGCUGCAUUGAGAAGUCCGAUCAGCAUUACGCCCAAUGGUAUCACGCCUUUGGGAGGACCAAAUGUGUCCCCUUCGACGAGUCAACCUGCAGAAAUUUCGCGAUCUGCAGUCAGUCCACCAAUCAUAAUAAACAGCAAGUGUUCUGGGUACUUCGUCGAACCGAUGAAAUGGAUGGAGCCAUUCCUUGAAGAAGGACAGAUUGCGGGGAAGAUCGUAUGCCCGAAUAAGAAAUGUGGAGCGAAGCUUGGGAAUUACGAUUGGGCGGGCGUAUGUUGUGGAUGUAAGGAGUGGGUUGUACCGGGAUUCUGUAUCAACAGGAGUAAGGUUGACGAGGUCUUUCAUUAA
This is a messenger RNA of Marasmius oreades (fairy-ring Marasmius), 1764 nucleotides long. RefSeq lists its product as uncharacterized. The transcript has 8 exons. The coding region runs from base 1 to 1764 and encodes 587 amino acids. Gene Ontology annotation, biological process: protein dephosphorylation. Gene Ontology annotation, molecular function: protein tyrosine/serine/threonine phosphatase activity. Gene Ontology annotation, cellular component: nucleus. NCBI's taxonomy places the organism in Eukaryota, Fungi, Basidiomycota, Agaricomycetes, Agaricales, Marasmiaceae. The record is from RefSeq and is a predicted model, not a curated record.